UUUUGAGUUUCCGUUUAGAUGUGAAAUCGUUAAAUAAUAUAUUAUACCUCAGUGAUUGAAAUGUUACGUCGCUUUAUAUUCGAGUUUUAUUUAAUUUUUAAAUUAAACCGCGCUUUCGUGUGAUUUCCGGCGGUGUUAACAGAUUCAUCCCAUUCACGUUAACAACACGUUAACAACACGUUAACAACACGUUAACAACAACCCUUUUAAUUCCAGUUUCACGCUGGAUUACUGCGAGUAUUCGGGUUAUUUCCGAUUUCGGAGUUCACGUGAACGCUCUAAAGCCGGAAGUAGGUUAGACAAUUCCGAUUUCCGAGUUAUCCUGAACACACACACACACACAUAAAGCAUAGAAAGUGCCUCCGAGUGAGCUUGUUGAAAAUGUAUGCAAAUUUAUAUGUAUAUUUUUUUAACAAAAAAAACAGCAUUUUUGCAGUGUUUCUAUAUUUUUGUUGCGCUUUUUUAAUUUUCACAAACGAGGAAGUGAAAGUAUCCAAACAGGUGAGGCGUUAGUCUUGGCCACGCCCAUCCCGGAAAAUUGGCGAUAUUUUGAUUUUAAGGUGACGUGGAUACCGCAGCUAGUCGCCUCCUCUUGAGGCGUUUGGAUGCGGUACAGAAGUAAACCGACCUGUUUGUUUGGUUGGGUUUUUUUGUGGGUUUUUUUUUUUUUUUUUUGGGGGGGGGGUUAAGAUAUGUGGAUACAUGCACAUCUUCAGUAGUGACUAUACGGAGAUAAAGAAAGAACACCACUGCUUUUCCUGCCCCCGAGGAGGAUUUCUGGAUUUCAGGCAGCGGAAACAGGGACCACGAUGGCGACUCCAGGCUGGAUCCUGGGCUCUCGGCUACCUCUUCUGUGCCUUCUGUUCCUACAACUUGCCUGGACAGCCACUUACAAGGAAGGCGAUCCCGUCAUGCUUUACGUGAAUAAAGUAGGGCCUUACCAUAACCCCCAGGAAACCUACCAUUAUUAUACCCUCCCUGUCUGCAGACCCAAAGAGGUGCGCCAUAAAGCCUUAAGUCUGGGAGAGGUUUUGGAUGGCGACAGGAUGGCAGAGUCUUUAUACAACAUCCGCUUCAGGGAGAACACUGAAAGACAAACACUUUGUCAGCUCACGCUGUCCGAGAAAGAUGUGGAUCAGUUGAGAGAAGCAAUCGAAGAGCUGUAUUACUUUGAAUUUGUCCUGGAUGAUAUUCCAAUCUGGGGCUUUGUGGGAUAUAUGGAGGAAAGUGGUUUCCUGCCUCACAGUCACAAGGUUGGGUUGUGGACCCACUUGGACUUCAAUAUUGAGUACAAUGGCAACUCUGUGAUCUUUGCCAACGUGUCUGUUAAAGACGUGAAGCCGGUGCCUCUGGAGGAGGGCGGACAUGACGGGGUAGACGGCAAUAGUGGAGGUCUCUCGGUGACCCACACCUACAGCGUCCACUGGUUCGAGAGCCACUUGCCCCCAUCGCGCAGAGCCGAGCGCCUCCGGGACUACUCCUUCUUCCCGAAGACUCUGGAGAUCCACUGGCUGUCAAUCAUCAACUCGUUGGUGCUGGUGGUGCUGCUGCUAGGCUUCGUUAUCAUCAUCCUUAUGAGGGUGUUAAAGAACGACUUUGCCAGAUAUAACGUAGAAGAAGAUGGGAGCUGCGACGAUCUGGAUCAGGGUGAUAACGGCUGGAAGAUCAUUCACACAGAUGUCUUUCGAUUUCCAUCAAACAAAAGCUUGCUGUGCGCCGUGCUUGGAGUAGGAGCUCAGUUUCUUACUUUGGCCACUGGAAUCAUCAUCAUGGCAUUGCUCGGGAUGUUUAACGUUCAUCGGCAUGGAGCCAUAAACUCUGCAGCGAUCGUACUGUAUGCGCUGACUAGCUGUGUGUCGGGAUACUGCUCGUGUAGCUUCUACACCCAGAUCCAUGGCCACCGCUGGGUUUGGAACAUCAUCCUCACCUCCACCCUUUUCUCCGCCCCUCUCUUUCUGACCUGGAGUGUAGUAAACUCUGUACACUGGUGGAGUGGUUCCACACAGGCACUCCCCGCAUCUACAGUGCUCCUGUUGCUAGGGGCAUGGGUGCUAGUGGGUUUUCCCCUUACAGUCAUUGGGGGAAUUGUGGGGAAGAACCGGGCCGGCAGCUUUCAGGCUCCGUGUCGCACACGCAACAUUCCCCGCCAGAUCCCAGAGCAGCGCUGGUACAAACACACAGCCGUGCACAUGGCCAUCGGAGGAUUCCUGCCUUUCAGUGCCAUCUCAGUGGAGCUCUACUACAUAUUUGCGACCGUGUGGGGUCGGGAGCAGUACACGCUUUACGGCAUCCUGCUCUGCGUCUUUGCCAUCCUGCUGUCUGUGGGAGCCUGCAUCUCUGUGGCGCUCACCUACUUCCUGCUUUCGGGCGAAGAUUACCGCUGGUGGUGGCGAAGCAUCCUGAGUACGGGAUCCACCGGCCUAUUCAUAUUUGUCUACUCGCUUUUCUACUAUUGGAAUCGGUCGAGCAUGAGCGGUCUAGUGCAGAGCAUGGAGUUCUUCGGCUAUUCCUUACUCACCGCGUUCGUGUUCUCACUCAUGCUCGGGACUGUUUCGUUCUGGGCCUCGCUGGCAUUUAUCCGUUACAUCUAUCGCAGCCUGAAGAUGGACUGAACGAUGCUGGCUGGCGAAUAACAUUCAUGCACUAGCACCCCCCCCCCCCCCCACACACACACACACACACACACACACACACGCGUACACUUUUCUUUUUUCUACCCCCCCUCCCCGUCGCCGGACGCCAGUUUUUCGGACGUCGAAAUGGAAGAGGGUUAUUUUUCGGGAAAUGGAGUAUAAACCGUCUCUUUAAAACAUUUUGUGAAUUUUUUUUUUUUUUUUUUUUUUUCUUUUUUCUCGAAGAGAGACCGACGCUUGAUCACAUAGUUUAGUUAAAUUAUACGAUCUACGACGUGCAUCUGAACGACAUGAAAGCAGAGUGGGAAACUACUGCAUGUCCAUUUGUUACUCCGUUGCACCAAAAGUUUACUGAAAUCGAAUCUGACUUGUUUAGUAAUGGUAUUUGGUUUGUCCAGUGCAUAGUGCAUACAAUACUCGGAUGAACAGUUUAAAAUGAAAUCACAGAAGUAGUACUUUAUAGGUUAUGGGAUGUAAGUGUCAUAUCGAUGGUGGAUGUAUGUAUGUGUGUAUAUAAUGUACAUACAUAUAUAGAUGCAUAGGUGUUAAAUUUCGGGGGGGGUUUACGUGGCAUGGACAAUACGGUUGUGGCAUUGAGUUGCGCGUCAAACGUUCAUAAAGGGAAUAGUUUUAGAAAGGGUAUUUAUGACGACGAAGUGG
Messenger RNA from Ictalurus punctatus (channel catfish), 3293 nucleotides. It is a transcript of the gene tm9sf1, whose product is annotated as transmembrane 9 superfamily member 1. The coding region runs from base 810 to 2612 and encodes 600 amino acids. Gene Ontology annotation, cellular component: membrane. The transcript has 9 exons. Lineage: Eukaryota; Metazoa; Chordata; Actinopteri; Siluriformes; Ictaluridae. Gene Ontology annotation, biological process: protein localization to membrane. The record is from RefSeq and is a predicted model, not a curated record.